AAAUGAGCAGGAGGACGAAGCCGGGGUUGGGCGAGGUUCCGGACGCGUUGUUGACUUGUUCUGGGCGGCGGGCAGUGGCGUGUAGCGUGCUGUCUGCUGUCUGCUGUCUGCUUAUCCCAGCCACAACGAGCACCCUGUUGCAUGCCGUCCAGCAGUGAUACGGAGAAGAUGGAGGAAGUGGACACAACAGAGGCCAUGCCGCAGGAUGAACCGAUGAAGGGCGUUGAGUCCACCCCAGCAACGACUGAGGAGGGGGCAACAACUGAGGAGGGAGCAACAACUGAGGAGGGAGCAACGACUGAGGAGGGGGCAACAACUGAGCAGGGGGUCGAGAGCAAGGAGGAGAAGCCGGCCGAGGACCCAACACCCUCAACGCAGACCCCUGAGGAGGAGCAAGCAGAGGAGGUGGCGGGCAAUGGUGCUGAGGGUGAAGCAGAAGAGAAGGCGGAGGAGCAAGGAAAGGAUAAGUCAGAAGAGCAAGCAAAGGAGGAGCAAGUAAAAGACAAGGCGGAGAAAGGGAAGGAAAGUAAGGAGCCAAAGAGGUCUGUGGAGAAGGAGGUUGGCAUCACAGAGUAUGCUGGGAACCAUGAGGGCUUCUUUGGCAUCCUGAAGCAGAGGUACUCGGACUUUGUGGUUAACGAGGUGAGCAGCGCAGGUGAGAUCGUCUGCAUCACCGAGCAGAUGGUUCCCCACGAGCCCGAGGAACUGCCGACCGAACCCGCUGUGCUUCCCCCCGAGCUCACCCCGGAAAAGAUCAAGGAGCUGAACAAACUGGCAGGCGUGAAGGAGCCUCUCAGACUGUCCAAGGUCCCGCCUCCCUCUCUCGGUGCUCAGGGCGGAGACGAGGAAAAGAACGAAGGUAAAACUACAGAAUCCUCCGACAAAGGAGAGGAAGGCAAAGAAGACCAAGAAGCACCCAUAAAAGAGGAGAAGGAGGCAGAGGGCGAGGAUGUGGCAAUGGAGGAGGAGAAAGAAAAGGUGAAGGAGGAGAAGGAGGAGGAGGAGGAAGACGCACCUAUGGCAGAGGAGGGAGAGAAAGACACUGAAGAAAAAGAUAUGAAGCAAGAGGCUGAGGAAGAAGACAAAGAGGAGGGGGAAUAUGAAGACGAAGACGAGGAGGAAGAGGAAGAGGAAGAGGAGGAGCCCAUGCAGCAGGGAGAAGAGGAGGAAGAAAAAGCAAAGAAGGGGGAUGGAAGUAAGGAGAGUGAGCCACAGGGGGAAGCCAAGGAGAGAAAUGAGAAAGGGCAGAAGAAGGAAAAUGGAGAGCGUUCGACCCCCAAGGUUCCAGUCACCCAGCGUCCCAAUGAGGUGCUGAUCAACGUGGACAACACAGACAAGGAGGGACGCACGGCCAUCCACCGGGCGGUCAAGGCCAGGUACCGCAACAUGGACAGUGUGUUCAGGGAGUUCAACGGCAGCAGGUUCAUCGUUGUCCGCAAGAAGAAAGCAGCCAAUGCCAUGCGUCGGGACACAACCACGUGGCCCAAGGCGCAGAUGUACACCACCUUUGUGCUCUACAAGGAGAACAUUGACACCAUGGAGGCCAUCAACCACCUGGCAUGGAAGAUCAGAGUGAAGCCCAACAACUUUGGCUAUGCAGGCACCAAGGACAAGCGAGCCAAGACGAGCCAGCUGGUGUCUGUGAGCCAGGUUCCUCCCAACAGGCUCUGGAACGCCACCAAGUACAACAAACUCAUCCAGCUGGGCAACUUCCGCUUCCGCCCGACGCCGCAAAAGUUGGGGCAGCUGCGGGGCAACCACUUCAGGAUUGUGCUGAGGGAGGUGAAGGGGACAGAUGAAGUGAUCAACUCUGCCAUCGAAUCCCUCAAGACCCACGGCUUUAUCAACUACUACGGCACUCAGAGGUUUGGCAGCACCAGCAUCCCCACGCACAACAUUGGCAAGGAGCUGCUCAAGAGUAAUUGGCAGCAGGCCAUCAACCUCAUCCUAACACCUCGGGCAAACGACAUACGUGAGCUGAACCGCUGCCGCACAACCUGGAAGAAGACUGGAGAUGCCGAGAUGGCCCUGCGAGCACUGCCGAAGGGUUGGGAGUCAUCGGUGGAGGCCCAGCUUCUUACGGGUCUUGUGCAACUCAACCAGAACGAUCUCGUGGGGGCUCUGGCCAGGAUCCCUCGCAACACCCGCCUCCUGUACCUGCAUGCCUACCAGAGCUACCUGUGGAACAUCGUAGCCUCGCGCCGCCUCCAGAAGUAUGGACUCAAGGUGCUGCCGGGGGACAUUGUGCGCCUCAAGGACCAGGCCAAGGUGGAGGAAGAACUACCUGUAACGACGCCAUUUGACUCCAAAGGCGCCAACAGUGGGGAAGGGGAGAAGGUUGGCACUCACUGGUGGAACGAGGAGGUGACCAAAGCUGUAAAGGAGAAGAAGGAAGCCUAUGCCCUCAAGAUGCAGACGGAGGGCCUGACUGAGGAGGAGAAGGAGGAGCGGCAGAAGAGAUACCAGGAGGCCAAGCAGAAAGCCAAGAAGGUAGUACGGGAGAGCAAGCGCCGGUCCGAGGAGGAGCUCAAGAAAUACUGGGCUAAACUCGAGACACUCCCUCCGCAGGCACUAGAAGACGAGAGCAACGAUGGAGUCGGCUCGGACACAGAAAACGUCGAAGGGGAAGGGAAGCCAGAGAUAGAAGGAGAGGAGACACCCAAGAAGGCCUCCAACCUCCAUUUCUUGACGGAGGAGGAGGCCGAGGAGACAGACAUUUGUGAGGUGCUGCUGCCUCUGCCGGGGUACAAUGUCGAGUACCCCAAGAACGAGAUGAGGGAUUGGUACGAGGAGCUGCUUCAAGCCGACGGACUCUCCUUCGACUCCCUCAAGCACCGCGUCAAGUCGUAUGCCGUGGGUGGGGUGUACAGGCGGCUCCUGGUGCGGCCCAACAACUUUUCCGGUACCGUCUGUUACUACGAUGACCCACACAAACCACUCAUCCAGUCAGAUUUGGACAAGCUGAGAAAUAUUGACAUCAGCAGCAACAUACUCAAAGAUGGCCCGCACAAGGCAGUGAUCCUGGAGAUGACUCUGCCGGCGUCUUCCUAUGCUACCGUGGCCCUCCGGGAGCUGCUCAAGAUGGAGACGUCCUCACAGUUCCAGGCAACCCUCAACUCCGAAGAACACCUGACCAACCGGAUGAAGGACUUGAACGCCUGGCGAGGGGGAGGAGGAGGAGGAGGAGGAGGAGGGGGGCGACGGGGUGGCAAGAAGGAGGUUGGCACGUGGAGGGUCCAGAGCCACCCGAACCAAGGCCAGGGGUACCGCGGGGGCUGGCGGGGGCAUGGUGAUGGGGGAUUCUGGCAUGGGCAGGGCAGGGGUGGGAGGGGCGGCUACCAAGGCCAGGGGAGGGGUGGCGGAGGUGGGGGGUAUCAAGGACAAGGGAGGGGUGGGGGAGGUGGGUAUCAGGGGCAGGGGAGGAGUGGGGGUGGAGGAUACCAUGGCCAGGGAAGGGGUGGUGGAGGAGGGUACCAGGGCCAGGGGAGGGGUGGUGGUGGUGGUGGUGGGUAUGGAGGGGGGUACAGGGGGGAGCGUGACUAUGGGUGGGGUGGCGGCAGCGGAGGUGGUGGUGGAGGUGGAGGCGGAGGUGGAGGCGGAGGCGGAGGUGGAGGUGGAGGUGGAGGAGGAGGAGGAGGAGGAGGAGGCUGGAGGGGGCGAGGGAACAAGAGGCCGAGGAGGGGAGGGGAGAAGUGGAACGUGAAGAGGGGAAGGUUCUGAUUGGCUGCUUUUGUGUGGCCGUAGCGCUGCCGUCGGCCGUCUCGCUGCAGGGGACGGGGUCAUUGGAUCACUGGUUGGGGAGGCAAACCAGUCGUCUUAUUCCACAUUUUAUUCUGAAUACAGUUAUGUUUAUAGAGUGGAAAUAUUCUCCUCUUACAGUAGUGCUGAGUUUCUGGACAGGGAGUGCGGGCAGGCGUAAAAUACAUGCACACACACACACACACACACACACACAUGCGUCACACACACACACACAUCAUUUUAUUAAUUAUGUGUAAGAUAAAGUAAAGUGGGGAGCAUAUACUAAGUUGCGUGUAGUCAGCACUCAUCUCCGUAUCUUUGUCCUUUGAGCCUGUGGUGAGUAAGAACUUAUUACUCAGGAACAAAGAGCAGUUGUGACAACUGGGUUACCUUAGUUUACCUUCUCCAGGUUUCCCAAGGCUCCCAUUUAUUGACCAACCCCCUAGGGAGGAUUAAGAGCUGAGGGCUGUGUUGACUGCCCUGGCCAGGAUCGAUCCCAGGCCCACAGAUUUGUAAGUAGGUGUGCUAACCACUACACCACGAGACACCUGUGAAUUAUUGUGGCAUUAGUAAAUACACACACAAAAAAAUAGCCUUUUUCAAAUUCAAUCAUGUUAGCACUUCGUAUAAUGUGUAUACUAUUUCAAAGCAUUGCUAUGUAUAACUGUACAAUUGCACAUUACCCUGUCUGGUUUUGAGGAAUGUCUGACCAAGCAGGUUACUGAGACAUGUAAAGUAUGGAUGAACUAAUGAUGAAAUGUUUCAUCUGAAUAAGUUUUUUGUGAAACAGUGUUGGCAACCAAGAAUGAACACAAGGUUCUGUUGAGUAGGCAACAUGAGGUUGGUCUGGUUUUCCUGCACCAAGAAGUGAAGGAUCAAGAUGGUCAUUUGGUGUCUUUUUUUUACUUAAUUUUUUACUAUAAUCCAAGUAGAACAUAUUCUGAGUUUAUGGUGUUAUUCACACAUCAGUGUCUUUUGUGUUUUUGUCACUGAUUAUAUCCAUGAAGCAUUUGUUGUUUAUGGAUACAAGUAGGAUCUAAUAUAAAAAAAAUAAUACUUUGUCAAUUAAAGAUAGUGUAUAUA
Eriocheir sinensis (Chinese mitten crab) is the source of this 4824-nucleotide messenger RNA. RefSeq names its product pseudouridylate synthase 7 homolog. Gene Ontology annotation, molecular function: RNA binding; pseudouridine synthase activity. NCBI's taxonomy places the organism in Eukaryota, Metazoa, Arthropoda, Malacostraca, Decapoda, Varunidae. The record is from RefSeq and is a predicted model, not a curated record. Gene Ontology annotation, cellular component: nucleus. Bases 142 to 3720 code for a protein of 1192 amino acids. Gene Ontology annotation, biological process: pseudouridine synthesis. The transcript is spliced from 16 exons.